GCAACCAUUGACUCGGCAUGUGAAGGGAUUAUAGUGAACAAAGUAUGGGUAAAGAAACACCACUUUCCCACUUACUCACUCAAUCGCCCAAUCCGCGUCCACAAUGUCAAUGAUACAAUUAACAAGGCAGGUCUCAUCCGGUUAGCACUGGAUGUAAGCCUCAAA
Molecule: messenger RNA, 165 nt
Organism: Heterobasidion irregulare TC 32-1
Lineage: Eukaryota; Fungi; Basidiomycota; Agaricomycetes; Russulales; Bondarzewiaceae
Exons: 1
Source: RefSeq, a predicted model, not a curated record